UGUUAUUCUCUUUCUAUGCGAGAACUUAUUUCUCCAUCCUACUAUAUCCUUUCUAACUGAAGAUAACACUCACUCGCGGGAGCGGGUUCUUCUUCCGGUGGCUCUCUAUACAUUUACCGACAGGUCGACGACAAGUUAGCAUAUACACAUUGUCUCAUAACUAAGUUUGAACAAGGUAACAUUAGUUGAGGACUAUUUUGCAAAACAUCGUUUUUCUUCUUCUUUUGUUAUUCAAAGUCGUUUAUCAAGAAGAAAGAAGCUAUGUUUUGAUAAUACGUGAAUAGGAGAUAGUACUCCUCCUCGCUCUUUUUAUUUAAAAUUAGUCAAUAAACUAGCUACAAGAAAAGAACAUUUCAGAGAGAGAAAGAAAAACUUGCUACUAGCAAGGUUGUUGCUUAUCCAUUUUGAGCUACGAUUAUUUACGGAGGGUGUUAUCAUCAUCAUCAUGAACAGGUAUCAUUUGUUUUGCAUGAAUUUAUAUGGUACAUAAUGUAUUAGCCAAAAAAGAAAGAGGUCGUCAUCAUUGCCUCAUAUCUCAUUUUCUUACUAUCACACAGAGCACAGAUCAUCAAAGUAAAAAAAAAACUCAACAACAACGGCAUCUUUUUCUCUUUUUACCUUUUUUUCCUCUUCCAACUACUUUUACAGAAAAACCACCCAAUAUAAUGGCAUUGAAAGAUACAGUCCACAAAACGGCGAAUGUCAUUGUCUUCAUUUUCUUUGUAGCCAUGACUGGUUACACGCUUUUCAGUAAAGAUAAGAUUGCUGAUCUUCUUGACGAUUAUCAAACGUACUUUAGCCCUGCUCGAUGGUUCUUUCUUGUAUGGUCGGCGAUCCAUCUUUUGCUUCUUGGCUUUGUCGCCUAUCAGUGGACAGAAAGUGCUCACGGCGCUGUGAUUGAUGGUGUUGGAUGGAUGUUUAUUGUCUCUGCCCUGCUCAACUCCAUGUGGUUUAGUCUUUUGGAGAACAAUCAUACCAUUCUUGCGUUUAUCAUUAGUCUGUUUCUUGUCUUUUCCGUUUCUGUCAUCUUCUACAAUUUGGCAAACGAACAUCCGGCCGAUGGAUGGAUGGAAAAACUGUUUGUCCAUGCGCCAUUUUCGUUGUGGCAUGGGUUUACGGUGUUCUUGGCGGUCCUGAGCGCAUUUAUCGCAUUUACCAGAGUCCGCAGAAACGAUCUCGGCCAAAUUGUACCACCUGACGUGCUGCAUGUCAUUCUCGUCUACCUGGCUUUGAUCUUUUUGACAGCUACUGCGCUGGGCUAUGUACAGUACAAGCAUGAUCGUGGUGAUGUGACUUCGGCAUGGGUGAUUGCAGUUAGUUUAUGGGCAGUCUUUGAUGAGCAACAUUUCGAUGUCAUCCGUUGGCCAGCAUUGGCAGCUGCCAUUUUGAGUACCAUUUGGCCCGUCAAGCCUUACAUAUACAAGAUGCUCGGUAGGCGUACAACGACCUCUGGUCAAGAAACUGCCCCCUUGCUAGCUUAAAACAUUCAAACAGAAGUAGUAUACCAAGUAGCGUCAGGUGUGGACCCGGCCCCCCACCCCGCUCGUACCUUCUCUCUCUCUCUCUCUUGCAAACAAUUUUGUGCGCUUUCAACAAGUUUGAAGAUCUUCCAACUACUGCUGCUACCACUUUUUUUUUCUUUUCCUCUUGCUGUUAUUAAUAGGAAUAAAGAGAAAUUUUUCUAUCAACCUAAUCCAUCUUAAAAACAAAGGCCCAAAAAGAUGAUCUAAAGAUGAUAACGAAUCUAUCAAUCAUUUAAAAGAUAGUGUCAUGGG
Molecule: messenger RNA, 1775 nt
Organism: Zychaea mexicana
Lineage: Eukaryota; Fungi; Mucoromycota; Mucoromycetes; Mucorales; Lichtheimiaceae
Exons: 7
Coding region: 480-1481 (333 amino acids)
Source: RefSeq, a predicted model, not a curated record